Messenger RNA from Manduca sexta (tobacco hornworm), 642 nucleotides. Its product is annotated as mitochondrial intermembrane space import and assembly protein 40-like. Gene Ontology annotation, cellular component: mitochondrial intermembrane space. Gene Ontology annotation, molecular function: protein-disulfide reductase activity. Lineage: Eukaryota; Metazoa; Arthropoda; Insecta; Lepidoptera; Sphingidae. The record is from RefSeq and is a predicted model, not a curated record. Gene Ontology annotation, biological process: protein import into mitochondrial intermembrane space.
AAGACAUUCACUUGGGCCACUGGCGAUGUCGUCGCGUGCGGUGUUGUCGCUGGGCGCGGGCGGCGAGGAGGGCGCGCGGCACGUGGUGCUGGUGGCGCCGCGCGAGGAGCUCGCCGCGCCGAGCCUCCCGAGCCCCGCGCCCGGCCUCAUCCUGCCCGACGGCUCCAUCAACUGGGGCUGUCCGUGCCUUGGCGGCAUGUCCACCGGACCCUGCGGACAACAGUUCCGAGACGCAUUCUCCUGCUUCCACUACAGUGAGGCGGAUCCGAAAGGCAGCGACUGUUACGAGUUCAGCGUGAUGCAGCAGUGCAUGUCGCAGUACCCCGAGCUGUACGGCAAGGACGACGACGAGGAGCUCGCGGCCGCGCUGCACGACGCCGAGGACGCCGCGGACACCGCACCCGCACACACCGCACCCGCCGCCGGAGACUCCGCCCGCACCACCGACCGCGUCGACAAAUAAUCAACACCGAUACAUACUCAAACGACGACCAACUAUUCUCGUUCAUCUGUGGCGUAUCCAAUGUCUAAUGGAAAUAAUCAUAAACGCACACUACAAAAUAUCGCUAUCGCAAUAAUUUGAUAAUAACAUCCCAUACCAGUAUCGCCAGAAUUCUAUUAUUAUCAAGUCGAUGUAGUGUG